CCCCAUUUUCUCAAGGUUGGUGAUGGUGUAAACAGAGCAUUUAAUGGGUUUUCUCCUUAGACUUGCCUUUUCCUUCUAAUCCUGAGCUGAACCAUUCCACAGCCAGAAGAAAGUUAAUAAGGAAGACUCAAGAAAUAACUUGGUUUUCUUCUUUCUCUCUUUUUCGAGAUGGAUAUGGUGUUUGUUAACAAAAACACUGUUUUGGGUAUCCUAUGUUUUACUCUAUUUACCUUGUUUGGAACUUGUUUCUCUAGAGCUUUUACAGCUAAUUUUGUGUUUGGGGAUUCAUUGGUAGAGGUUGGAAACAACAACUACAUUCCAUCACUCUCCCGGGCCAACUAUGUCCCAAAUGGUAUCGAUUUUGGAAGGCCAACUGGUCGGUUCACAAAUGGGCGAACCAUUGUUGACAUAAUAGGUCAGGAGCUUGGGUUCAAGACAUUCACUCCCCCAUACAUGGCACCUUCCACGACUGGACGGGUGAUUCUUCGAGGCAUCAACUAUGCUUCUGGUUCAGCUGGAAUCUUAAACAACACAGGAAAAAUCUUUAUUGCUCGAAUCAACAUGGAUGCACAAAUUGAUAACUUCGCAAAUACCAGACAAGAUAUCAUCACCAUGAUUGGCCUUCAUUCUGCCAUUGAUUUGCUUAGAACCUCCAUUUUCUCCAUAACCAUUGGUUCAAAUGACUUCAUUAAUAACUACUUUACACCAGUCCUCUCUGAUUCAGGACACCGGUUGAUUCCUCCAGAGUUGUUUGUUGGCUCCAUGAUUUCGAGAUACAGACUCCAACUUACAAGACUCUACAAUCUAGGAGCUAGAAGGAUUGUAGUGGUUAACGUCGGACCAAUUGGAUGCAUUCCUUAUCAGAGAGAUUCAAAUCCUUCGUUAGGAAACAACUGCGCAAAUUCCCCUAACCUAAUGGCUCAGUUAUUCAACAGCCAAUUAAGAGGUCUACUCACAGAGCUCGGAUCACGAUUUCAAGAUGGGAAUUUCCUUUACGCAGAUGCAUUUCACAUCGUUCAAGAUAUUGUUCAGAAUCACGCAUCAUACGGGUUUGAGAAUGCUGACUCGGCGUGCUGCCAUAUCGCCGGUCGCUACGGUGGUCUUUUUCCCUGUGGACCGCCAUCGAGCGUGUGUGUGGACAGGUCGAAGUACGUGUUUUGGGAUUCAUUUCAUCCUUCUGAAGCUGCGAACUCCAUCAUCGCCGGGCGGCUCUUGAACGGCGACGCCGUUGAUAUUUGGCCUAUCAAUAUUAGAGAACUUGAACGUCUUAAUUAAUUAAUUGAAAUAAUCACUACUACUUUUAUUUAACUUUUGCCCAAUCCUACCAAAAAUUGGUGCAGUCGUACUCAAAUUUGAUUGAUAGAAGCUGAAGCCCCAUGGAAUGUUUUCUUUAUUGCCUU
This is a messenger RNA of Cucumis sativus (cucumber), 1400 nucleotides long. Its product is annotated as GDSL esterase/lipase At4g16230. The record is from RefSeq and is a predicted model, not a curated record. Bases 169 to 1275 code for a protein of 368 amino acids. NCBI's taxonomy places the organism in Eukaryota, Viridiplantae, Streptophyta, Magnoliopsida, Cucurbitales, Cucurbitaceae. Gene Ontology annotation, molecular function: hydrolase activity, acting on ester bonds. The transcript is spliced from 5 exons.